Messenger RNA from Ruditapes philippinarum (Manila clam), 2144 nucleotides. RefSeq lists its product as uncharacterized. The record is from RefSeq and is a predicted model, not a curated record. The transcript has 17 exons. NCBI's taxonomy places the organism in Eukaryota, Metazoa, Mollusca, Bivalvia, Venerida, Veneridae. Bases 120 to 2129 code for a protein of 669 amino acids. Gene Ontology annotation, molecular function: iron ion binding; FAD binding; 2 iron, 2 sulfur cluster binding.
UCACAUGAUAAACCUUGUGAUACCAAAUUAGUACGAUGUACAUGAUGUAUAUUAAAAAGUAGUGUUAUCUCAACUUACUAUUGUUAUUUGAUAGUAACAUAACGGAGGUGUUUGGAAAUAUGCCUUCGGAUGUAAUAAAAUGUCCAGUGUGUCAUGCGAGCCAUGUCCCCGUAUCAUCGCCAUCGCCAUCGCCAUUUAGUGGCGUUCAAGCCUCUACGUGUGCCCAGUGUGGCCACUUCUUCAAGUUCCGGACACUUGGCCCAACAAAAUCAACCAUAUCACUUACGGUCAAUGGAAAACAAUAUACAGUUGGCACAGAAUAUGGACCAAGUACUGCCCUGAAUACGUUUCUGCGGGACCAGAGAAUUUCUGUGGGUACGAAACACAUGUGUUUUGCUGGCGGGUGUGGGUCUUGUCUGGUAGAAGCCAAACUGUUUGAACCGAUAACCGAGCAACGACUGAGCUACGCCGUUAACUCGUGCCUUGCGCCCCUAUAUUCAUGUGACGGGUGGGAGAUUCGAACCGUAGAACACAUUGGAAACCUACGAGAUGGACUUCAUCCCAUACAGAAACAAAUCGCCGACUACAACGGGUCUCAGUGUGGAUACUGUACACCUGGACAGGUCAUGAACAUGUUCGCUCUGAAAGAGUUUUAUGGAACUGGUCUAACUAAGAAACAAGUUGAAGAUUCUUUCGAUGGGGUGAUAUGUCGCUGUACAGGUUACCGUCCAAUCUUGGAUGCUUUUAAAGACAUGGCAAUUCCUCACAACAAGAAAUGCAACAACACUGUCGGUGAUAUUGAGGAUUUGAAGGGUAAAGUUUGCUCUCGCACGGGAAAGUCGUGCAUAGGUGAAUGCUCCUCCCAGCCGUCUGGAGCGAUGACCCACAUGGUGUUUGCAGAUACACAGUGGUUUAAACCAACAACAGAGAAAGACGUGACGGCCAUAUUGGAUGCCAACAAGGGCAAGAAAAUAAGGUUUCUGCUGGGGAACACUGCUAAAGGUAUUUAUAAUGACCAGAGUCCAGAUAAUUUUGAUGUCGUCCUGGACCUCACGGGAUUUAGGGAAAUGUAUGGUAUCUCGUUUGACUCGGAUAUCGUUCUUGGAGCUGGUCUAACCUUGACCCAUUUUGUGGACAUUUUUACAAGAAUGUCCGCAGCGGAAGACUAUUUCGGGGAAUGUGCAAACUUGCUUCAACGUGUUGCUAAUCUACCUGUCCGAAAUAGGGGGACAUGGGCGGGUAAUUUGGUCACGAAACACGUGCAUAGAGAGUUCCCAUCAGACGUUUUUGUUAUGUUUCACGUGCUUAAAGCACAGAUAUGGACUGGUUUCAUGGGUGAUUCUGUGGACAUUACGGACUUUCUUAAUACAGAUAUCAGUGGCAAGUUGAUUCUAGCUAUGAGCUACACAGACCUUGACAAAGAUGAUAUAAUCAAGUUUUAUAAAGUUGCUCAAAGAAAUCAGAAUGAUCACUCCUACGUGACUGGAGGUUUCAGGGUAAAACUAGACAAAACACAAGGCUUUCUGAUCAAAGAGCCGCCAGUGUUAGCGUUUGGGGGAAUUGGAGCUACCUUUGAUCGUGCAAGUAAGACAGAAGCAUAUUUGAAUGGAAAGAAUAUAGGAGAUGCAACAGUUUUUAAAACUGCCUUGGCAACUCUGGCAUCAGAAGUGGUAGUUGACAGUUCCCCGGUGUUAUCAAGUCCAGACUACAGGAAAAGUUUGGCUCUAUCCCUGUUCUAUAAGUUUGUAUUACACAUCGUUGGAGAUGAAGCUGGCAUGAAGUUCCGGUCAGCUACGUCACAACUAUAUUAUGAUAGACCUAUAUCGUCAGGUCAACAAUCAUAUGACACCAACAAAAUAGAAUGGCCAGUCACAGAACCUAUGAAGAAACUUGAAGCAAAUGCGCAGGCAUGUGGAGAAGCAGUUUAUGUAGAUGAUAUUCCAGCGUAUCCAGGGCAACUAGAAGCUGCUUUUGUAUUGAGCACAGUGGGCAGUGCCACUUUGGAGUCCAUUGAUUCUACGGACGCUUUGAAAAUCCCUGGAGUUAUUAGAGUUAUAACAGCCACAGAUAUACCUGGAGAUAACAACUGGUUUUUCCCCCCAUUUCAGCCGGAGGAGGUAAAUUUAUAAUCAUUUAUAAAAAUU